UAACUUGUCACUUUAUUAGCUGAAAUUGCUAGAUUGUACAGCAGUAAAAACAGGAAGUGGUUAUUGUGAUCCGGUGAAUUAAAAAAACAAAACGACACCAGACCUCAAUGUCCCUGCGUUUCACUGAGCUGCAAAUCGUUUCACCUCAGGGACUCUUUAACCCGUCUUUUGUAUCACCAUUUCUGGUUUAUAAAAAAAGCUGCAAUAAAUAAAAUAAUGUUUAGCCUGGUGGCCCACCAGGCUUAAAAUACACAAAUCAGCUGGAAAACCAACAGCAAUCACCUGGAGGAGGAAUAAAACUCAAUCAGAGCAGCUAGCCUGUCCUGUGAUUUAGCUCCGGUCUUUUUAUGAUGUUUUUCUGCUGAAGGUUUGACCUGUAAGGUUCAGUAAUGUGAUAAAUCCUUCAGAACCUGAACAGUUUGGACCUUUUUCUGGAUGAUGACUUACUGUGGGUUAAAAAGCAGAGUGGCCGCUGAGGCAGGAAAUGGAGCUGGUGGACCCGUCUCUGACCGAUAAUCAAAUCUGUUUUUCAGACGUGUCUAAUGGAGCCACCGCUCACGUCACUGCCGACCGUUUCCCGUCACCUGCCUCUUCCACGACAGCUUCAAUUACAGAGGAGAGACGGUGCUGCAUAAUGGAUCCGUCACAGAUGUCCACUGACUGACCAGAAGGGACAGAAAGGGGCAAAAGAGACGAACUGGAGCAACCAGAGUUUCUGUUACAAAGAUCUGGUUAAGAACUGGUUCAGUAAGGUGAAUGUUCUGUCUGAACGAUUCUCCAGUCUGAGUCAGCAGCCAAUCAGGCAAAAUAAAAAAAUAAAUAAAACCUCCAUGUUAAACCAGCCGACAUCCAGAGAGACAUUUAGGAAUCAGUUCAAAACAAGGAAUCAGUUCAAAACAAGGAAUCAGUUCAAAAUCACAACAGUCAGGUCCUUUUAGGAUGUUGUAAUCUGUUCAAAUUCACAAAUCAGUUCAGAGAAUUUAAUCCGUUUGGUGUCCAGAACCUUUUUAGAAUCAGGAAUCUGUUCAGUCCAGAAUCUGUUCAAUCGGGAAUCUGUUCAGUGGAAGGAAACGAGCAGAAAACCUGAACUGAAACUGAAAAUCUCCAUCAGAAACCACAAAAACUUCCUGAUCCAGAAAACUUGAAACUAUCAGGUAAUUCCGAGUCUUAAUUAAUUUAGAGUCCUAAUCAGCCAAUCUGGGUUAAAUGCCUCUGCAGCCUCUGCAGCGCCCCCUCUGCUGAUGAUGCGCUCCUGCAACAACAUCCAUCACCUUCCUCCUCCUCCUCCUCACUGGUACCCAGAGCGACAAACCUCAGUGCAUCACAGUGUUUGAUUGUAGCCCGAGUCGUGCAGCUGUUCCGCUGCUCCAGAACUGGUGAACUGAACCAAACCGAACCGAACCGGGAGGAACCGGGCCACCGCGCCGGGAUGGACCCCGAGCUGGAGCCGCGUUUCCUGCUGUGAAGAGCGGAGCAGGAGCCUGGAAAACCCCGGAGGGAAGCGGAGGAGGUGGCGGGGGGGAUCCGGGGGACAGAGCCAUGGCGACUGGCGGCGGCGGAGGCGGCGGCGGGGCGGCGCGCAGGCGGAGAGCCGGGAUCCCCGGGUUCUGCUGGAAGACCUGCUGCUUCCCGCUCCUGCUCUGCGUGGUGUCGGUGUGCGGGGAGGAGAAGACCUUCAUAGUGGAGACGUGGCUGAAGAACUACGGCUACCUGCUGCCUCAUGACGUCAGGACGUCGGACCUGCGGCAGGAGAAGGCCAUGCAGUCCGCCGUGGCGGCCAUGCAGCGUUUCUACGGGAUCCCGGUGACGGGAAUCCUGGACGAAACGACCGUAAAGUGGAUGCGGCGGCCUCGCUGCGGCGUUCCCGACCAUCCUCACACCAGCCGGCGUCAGAGGAACAAGCGCUACGCACUGACGGGGCAGAAAUGGAGGGAGAAGAGGAUCACCUACAGAAUAUCAAACUACACCCCCAAGGUGGGGGAGAAGGACACGCACCGAGCGAUCCGCCAAGCCUUCAACGUGUGGCAGGCUGUCACUCCGCUCUCCUUCCAGGAGGUCCCAAACUCAGACGUGGAGAGCGACGGGAAAGACGCCGACAUCAUCAUCUUCUUCGCCUCUGGUUUCCAUGGCGACAGCUCUCCAUUUGACGGCGAAGGGGGAUUCCUGGCCCACGCCUACUUCCCAGGCGCCGGCAUUGGAGGAGACACCCACUUCGACUCUGACGAGCCGUGGACGCUGGGAAACGCCAACCAUGAUGGUAAUGACUUGUUCCUGGUGGCGGUGCAUGAACUAGGCCACGCUUUGGGUUUGGAGCACUCCAACGACCCCAGCGCCAUCAUGGCUCCCUUCUACCAGUACAUGGACACGCACAACUUCAAGCUGCCAAUGGACGACCUGCAGGGCAUUCAGAAAAUCUACGGGAUCCCCACCCCCAUGUUGGAACCCACCCGGCCGUUGCCCACGCUUCCCUCCCGACGGACUCACUCCACCUCGGAAUGCCAUCCGGACCGGGUCGCCCGGCCGGGUCGGCCGCCCGGCGACCGGCCCGCUCUGCCCGGCAACGGAAAGCCCAACAUCUGCGACGGGAACUUCAACACCGUGGCGUUCUUCAGAAACGAACUGUUUGUUUUCAAAGAUCGCUGGUUGUGGCGUCUGAAGAACAACAAUGUCCUGGAGGGUUAUCCCAUAGAGAUCGACCAGUUCUGGAAGGGCCUGCCUCCUCGCAUCGACGCUGCCUACGAGAGGUCCGACGGAAAGUUUGUCUUCUUCAAAGGUGAUAAGUUCUGGGUGUUUAAGGAGGUGAAGGCCGAGCCGGGUUACCCUCAGAGCCUCAUGGAGCUGGGCAGCUUCCUCCCCAAAGAUGGCAUCGAUGCCGCCGUCCGCUGGGAGGUCUUCGGGAAAACCUACUUCUUCAAAGGAAACCAGUACUGGCGCUACAAUGAGGAGAAGCGGACGGUGGACCCAGGAUACCCGAAGCCCAUCAGUGUGUGGGACGGAGUCCCUGACUCUCCCCAGGGAGCCUUCACCACCAGAAAGGGAUAUCACACCUUCUUCUACAGGGGGAAGGAGUACUGGAAGUUCGACAACCAGAAGCUGACGGUGGAGCCUGGAUAUCCAAAGUCUAUUUUACAAGACUGGAUGGGCUGCUACCAGUCCGAGAUGGAGCGCUCCGGCAGCAACCGCGGAGACCGGCAGCUGCCUCUUGACGACGUGGACGUCAUCGUGACCAUCAACGACGUCCCCACAACCGUCAACGCCAUCGCCGUGGUGAUACCCUGCAUCCUGUCGCUCUGCAUCCUGGUGCUGAUCUACACCAUUUUCCAGUUUAAGAGCAAAGGAGCGCAGCAGAACACGAUGAUGCAGCAUUAUUACAAAUACCCGGUGCAGGAGUGGGUAUGACAGGGGACCAGAACCCCAAAGCUGUUGUCACUUUCAGCCAACAGAACUGGACCGAAAGGCGCUGCUAGCUGGAGAGAGAAGAUCUGAACUUUGAGACAAAGAGUUUAAAAGAAAUUUUCAUAUUUGGAGUUAAAACCAAACGGGGUUGACAGUAAAAUAAAGUCCAGAGUGAUAUGGAGCGAAUUUGUCUUCAUCUCUUUUUGGAUGCUGGAAGUUCUUGCUGGACCAACAACAAACUUUUUUUCCUCUGAGAAAAUAAGAGGGAGAAAACAUUUCCCAGUUGGAAACUACCUUUAAACUUUACAUGAGAACUGCUUCAGUUAUAAAGUUAGGUCAAAGUUAA
Molecule: messenger RNA, 3742 nt
Organism: Poecilia latipinna (sailfin molly)
Lineage: Eukaryota; Metazoa; Chordata; Actinopteri; Cyprinodontiformes; Poeciliidae
Gene: mmp24
Product: matrix metallopeptidase 24
Exons: 10
Coding region: 1540-3399 (619 amino acids)
Biological process (GO): extracellular matrix organization; proteolysis; collagen catabolic process
Cellular component (GO): extracellular matrix; plasma membrane
Molecular function (GO): metalloendopeptidase activity; zinc ion binding
Source: RefSeq, a predicted model, not a curated record